AUGGAUAAGAAAGAAAUAGUGCUUGUUACGGGCGGUUCCGGAUUCUACGGACAACACUUGAUCAGAGUCCUGCAGGAGCGGGACAGCAAGGUGGGCGAAAUACGAGUGGUCGACCUUAACCCCUACGAGAACCGGCUCGGUCACACCGAGAGCAAGAAAGUGGUCUCGUACGUCGGCGACAUUUGUGACGCGAAAGCGAUCGAGCACGCAUUCGAGCACGUUGACUGCGUGUUUCAUUUGGCCGCGUACAUGAACUUCGACUUUCCGCCCAACUACGGCGAGCUGCAGCGGAUCAACGUGGACGGUACGGCGCAGGUGAUCGAACUGUGCCGCCGGUACAGUGUGCCCCGGCUCGUCUUUAGCAGCGACUGUCUCAUCCACAUGACACCGUACCUCGGCAAGGCCAACUUUACCAUCAUCUGCAAUCAGACGGAACCGAAGACGAAGGUCCCGGCGAAGGAGAGCGACUUCCAGAUACCGGGCUAUCCGGCGUCCAAGUGGCGGGCAGAGUGUCUUGUAAUUGAGGCCAACGACACAGCGCUCGCGAACGGUGAGAAGCUGAAAACCAUCGCAAUCCGUCCACCGGCAAUGUUCGGCGAGUGUGACGAACGGUUCGUACCGUCCAUCACGAAGGUAGCGCUAAAGUUUAACGGCAGCAUCCCGAAGCUGGCCGGCCCCGGUGGCAAGCAGCAGAUCAUCUACGCCGGCAAUGCGGCCUGGUGCUUGGUGCGCGCGAAGGACGCACUGGUCGAGAAUGCCAAAAACAUUGCCGGCUACCCGGUGUUCGUGACGGACGAGUCCGGCAUCGAGGAUACGACGCGCUUCUGUCAGCGUAUCUCGCGCGCCAACGAUACGCUCAAGCUGCGCCCGUCCAGCUACCAGCUGCCGCUGUUCGUGUCCUACUUUCUGGCGUUUCUGCUCGAGCUGCUGGUGAAGGCGUUGCAUCCGUUUACGAAAAUCAAGCUCCCGGUACCGCCGUGCGGGAUGCUGUCGUACAUGUCGUCGAUUAUGCUGUUCAAUCGGAUCCGCGCAUCGAUCUACCUGGACUACGAGCCGAUCUACAGCGAGGAGAAAGCCAUCACGAACAGUGCGCUGUGGUACGAGCGUUGGUAUCUGGAUUACUGCCAGUCGCACGGUCUGAAGAAGCUGAAAGUCAAAUGAAAGUGUA
Molecule: messenger RNA, 1168 nt
Organism: Anopheles maculipalpis
Lineage: Eukaryota; Metazoa; Arthropoda; Insecta; Diptera; Culicidae
Product: NADPH-dependent 3-keto-steroid reductase Hsd3b5
Exons: 4
Coding region: 1-1161 (386 amino acids)
Biological process (GO): steroid biosynthetic process
Molecular function (GO): 3-beta-hydroxy-Delta5-steroid dehydrogenase (NAD+) activity
Source: RefSeq, a predicted model, not a curated record